This is a messenger RNA of Triticum dicoccoides, 872 nucleotides long. RefSeq lists its product as uncharacterized. NCBI's taxonomy places the organism in Eukaryota, Viridiplantae, Streptophyta, Magnoliopsida, Poales, Poaceae. The coding region runs from base 44 to 529 and encodes 161 amino acids. The transcript has 2 exons. The record is from RefSeq and is a predicted model, not a curated record.
UGUAGUUGUAGUGCUACUAAUAAAGAAGAAGAAAGAGGAGGAGAUGGAGGAGACGGCAGAUUUGUCUGGUAAUCCUAGCUCUAGCCAUGGGCAGGCUGGGACGACCAUGGAGGUCGGGGAGUAUAGAGAAGAUUUAGGGAUGCCUGAUGAGAUACGCAUACUUGUAGAGGGGUUUAAGGUGGAAAUCCUCGAGAUGAAAAGGAAGAUCAAUAGGCUCCCUGCAAGUGCGCCUGAUAUUGGCGAGGGAGACGUGUUCGUCGUCCCGAUUGCCCUGGCCAUUGGCCCUUACCACCACGGCUUGCCCCGCCUCCAGGGGAUGGAGAAGGUGAAGCGCGUGGCUGCCUACUUCUUUACCAGGGACUCGGGCCAUUCAUACAAGGAGUUGUAUGGGCGGGUCCUCGCCGUCGCGGAUCAAGCCCGCCGCCUAUAUGCCGAGGACGCGGUGUCAGAUCAUGGGUGGUAUCGAAAGAUGCAGGCGCAGGAGGUGGUUGAGGAUCAUCGUUUGCAAGUUUGCUUCCAGCAACGGUAAAGCCAUCGCCGCGGUGCUCUCCAUCAUUGGUGUUCUUGUGGGUAUCUUCAAGGCGCUCUAUUCUCUCAAGCAACCCUAGCUCUAUAAGCUAGAACGAGAUGGUCGAUGCUUGCCAUUCAUAUCACAAGAUAACUAUGCCAGAAGACGUUCCAAUGCUUAAUUCAUCAGUUGUUAAUCACAAUGGCGCGUAUUGUUGUAUGGUACAUUUAACUAUGUUUGUGUUCAGUUCAUUAUAUCAGAAUUCUACUUGAAACAUUUUGUUUGAUCCAUCUUAAAUUUUCUAUAUUUGUUGUAAUGAUUCUGGAUGUCUAUUGCAAUGGUGAAUCGAUUGGUUGUGCUAAUU